GUGUGCUAACUGUCGUGAAAACAUAUCGAUGCAGAAAGCCGCGAGCAGGACGCUAAUAAGUCAGUCGUAUUAUUUGCUCCCCAGUUUGAAAUAUUUACGUCGUAUAAAAUACAUCUUCGAUUCUUUAGUAAAGGAUAAAGUCGUCUCGACUGUGCCGCUUCUCGUGCUACCUUUGCUUAAGUUAGCUUAGCUCGCUAGUUAGCUUAGCUUGUUAGCCGCGGACGUUAUCAACACAUCGCUAAGUAGAGAUCGAGUGUAAGAGUAUAGUGUUGUGAUUGUGUGAAAAUGUAUACGUUACAAAUGUUAAGAGCGUUGGUGGAUCAGCGACUAACUGCUGCCGUUGAAGAAAUAUUUGUAGUGUUAGAAAGAACGAUAGCAGAAUACGAGGCGGAACUUUCCAGAACAAAGGAGGAAAACAAUCGACUACUGGACGCUGUUAAGAAACAUCAAGUUGUGUUACCCAGAACAGACGCCAAAGAAGAACCUCUACCUCAUGAGCAGGAGGAGGAAACACAGUCCCCCCACAUACACGAGGAAGAAGAAGUACUACAUUCCCAACACAUUAAAGAGGGAGGAGAGGAACCACAAACCCAUAGUGAUAAACUCACUCUUUACAUUAAAGGGCAAGCAGCAGACCCACUGAUCUUACACAUCAAAAAUGAAGAGGAUGAUCCACUGACGCCUCACUUUAAGGAGCAAGAGAACCCACUGACCCCUCACAUUAAAAAUGAAGAGGAGGACCCACUAAACCCCUACUUUAAAGAGGAAAAGGAGGACAAAGAGCCGCCGCACAUUAAAGAGGAAGAGUUGGAACACCGCAUCAGUCAGCCUAAAUGGUUGGAGGAGUUCCCAGUGACUGGUGUCCCUGUGAAGAGUGAAGAUGAUGAGGUCAAAGGUGAAAGUGAGGAGUGGGGAGGGGCGGAGCCUCCAAGCAGCAGCUCAACACAACACAUGACAACAGAAGCUGAUGGAGACCACUGUGGAGGAUCACAAGCAGACAAGCUCUUAGCUCCACUAUCAGAUAGUGAGGACACAACGUCACACUCUCCUGACACUGAUGAUGAAGACUCUAAAGAUGAUAAGAUAUGUCACACUGACAACACUCACUUCACAUGUUUUCUCUGUGACAAAACCUUUAAAAACCAUUGGCCUUUGAAAAGACACAUGAGAACACACACUGGAGAAAAACCUUUUACCUGUUCGACCUGUGGUAAAGGUUUUACACAAAGUCAAUAUUUGAAAGUACACACGAGAACACACACUGGUGAAAAACCUUUUAUCUGUUCAACCUGUGGUAAAGGUUUUGCACAAAGUCAGGAUCUGACAAGACACAAGAGAACACACACUGGUGAAAAAAUGUUUUCCUGUUCAACCUGUGGUAAAGGUUUUACACAAAGUCAUAGUUUUAAAGCACACUUGAGAAUACACACUGGUGAAAAACCUUUUACUUGUUCAACCUGUGGUAAAAGUUUUACAAGAAGCACAGAUGUGAAAAAACACAUGAGAACACACACUGGUGAAAAAUCACAUUCCUGUUCAAUCUGCAACAAAAGCUUUUGUCAACGAUCAAACCUUGUAGUACACAUGAGAAGACACACUUGUGAGAAACCUUUCAAAUGUUCAGUCUGCAACAAGAGCUUUUGUGACCAAUCAAACCUUGUAGCACACAUGAAAAGACACCCAGGAGAGAAAGUGUUUAAUUGCAGUGUGUGUGGUGAAAGAUUCCCUUCUAAGUACCUGUGUAAGAAACACAAGUGUGCUGGUGACAACAGCAGCAGCAAAUGAAACUGCAGGAUUUGAAAUAAACUGUCCAGACUUUAAUUUUUACUUUCUAACAACAUCAGCACAUAUAACAUUGUUGUUUGUGUAACAAUCUGUUUAAUAUGUUUCUACAUAUAUUAUUGCUUUUUUCAGUCAAGUACGUGCAUUAGUAUGCCAUCAAAGUUUGGAAUGUCAGACAAAAGCCAAUAUUGUACAUCAUCCCAGCGCUUUUCUACCUUCAAGGUACUCAAAGCGCUUUGACACUACUUCCACAUUCACACACUGAUCGAGGGAGCUGCCAUGCAAGGCGCUAACCAGCACCCAUCAGGAGCAAGGGUGAAGUGUCUUACUCAGGACACAACGAACGUGACGAGGUUGGCACUAGGUGGGGAUUGAACCAGGGACCCUCGGGUUGCGCAUGGCCACUAUACCACUGCACCACACCGUCCCUUUUUCAAACCAUUGCUGUACAAAGAUGGAUUUCUCAUUUUAAUAUAACAACAAUUCCAUAGUAAAGUAUUGUGUGUGAUGAAGUUCUGUUUGUAAAUUAGUUUCCAGUACAACAACAAUUGCUGCUAGGGAUGGGUACUGUUCACUUUUCAACCGAUAUGGCACAGAUUCCGGUACCCCAAAAUCGAUACCUGUUCUCAACGUUCCCACUAUUUGGUACUUUUGUGUGUGGUGAUAAUAUUGUUUGUGAUAAUAAAUCUCAAUUUUUAUUUCAACAUUUAAAAUAA
Molecule: messenger RNA, 2498 nt
Organism: Nerophis ophidion (straightnose pipefish)
Lineage: Eukaryota; Metazoa; Chordata; Actinopteri; Syngnathiformes; Syngnathidae
Product: zinc finger protein 25-like
Exons: 2
Coding region: 286-1785 (499 amino acids)
Biological process (GO): regulation of immune system process; negative regulation of transcription by RNA polymerase II; regulation of cytokine production
Source: RefSeq, a predicted model, not a curated record